Molecule: messenger RNA, 1515 nt
Organism: Mucor velutinosus
Lineage: Eukaryota; Fungi; Mucoromycota; Mucoromycetes; Mucorales; Mucoraceae
Exons: 3
Coding region: 1-1515 (504 amino acids)
Biological process (GO): transmembrane transport
Cellular component (GO): membrane
Molecular function (GO): transmembrane transporter activity
Source: RefSeq, a predicted model, not a curated record
AUGACAAAAUCAAAAGAUCAGAGCCCAUCCCUUGAUGAGGAAUCUCAAAACACCACCUUUGACGAAGAAGAUGUAAAGACCGUCCAAUGCACAGAAGAUAUUACGUCUACUUGCCCACAGCAACAGCAACAAGAUUACCCAGCAGUGCUUGAAUCAGCUCCAUUUCCUGCAUUAGGCUCAUUAGAAGAGAUCACUCAAACGCUUUCUAGGGUGAAAUCGAAUCAAACACAAAAGAAUGAAAAAUCAAUCUUGGGCGAACUAGAUCAAGAUGAGCAGCUUCCAUUUAAACAGACACCUUACCAUACAGACGGGAUAAGGAAUCCAGGCUGGCUCACUGUGCUAUCGUGUUUUCUUGUCAAUUUCUUUGUAUUUGGCACAACAUUUGCAUGGGGAAAUUAUCAGAAAUUAUACAUAGACGAGGUGUUUGUGGGAAAGACAAAUUUGCUCAAAAUUGCAUUUGUGGGCACAUCUGCUUCUGCUCUCAUGCUUGCUUUAGGCAUGUUUAUCACUCCCGUCAUUCAAAAGAUCGGCUUCAGAGGUACCAUGUGCAUUGGCACCAUUGUCGCUCCUUUGGCGCUGAUUUUGGCCAGUUUUGCCACCGAACUUUGGCAUGUAUAUCUCUCACAAGGCAUUUUGUUUGGUAUUGGAGCAGCCUUUGUGUUUUCACCCUCUGUCACAUUGCCAUCACAAUGGUUUACAGCAAAAAGAGCGCUUGCCACUGGUAUUGCUGUUAGUGGAUCCGGUAUUGGAGGUGUGUGCCUGUCCCCAAUGACACAGAGACUCAUGGUGUCCAUUGGAUAUCGAAAUGCUCUGCGAGUGCAAGGCGCAUUCGGAUUUGGAUUGCUCUGCAUUUCUACUGCCUUGGCCACAAGUCGCUAUCGACCACCUCCAUCUUUGAACUCUAAAAACCGAUGGUACCAUAUUUACGAUAGUAGCUUGAUCUCCCGUCGAUUCUUGUUGUUGCUUGGGUUUAGUUUUUUUGUUCCUUUUGGUUAUGUUGCACCAUUCUUCUUAGCUCCGCAGUACGUACAAAGUAUUGGUCUGGAUACUUCUACUGGUGCAGCCAUGAUCUCCGUAAUGUCGGCUGCUAAUGCAGUGUGUCGAAUCACCUUGGGUUACCUUGCCGAUCGCUCUGGAAGAUUCAACACCAUGUUUUGCUGUACAUUCCUUGCAGGCGUCUUUACCAUGGUGAUUUGGCAAUUCGCCACCAAUUAUGGUGCAUUUGUAGCCUAUUGUGUAUUGUACGGUUUAACAGCUGGCGGUUUCGUCUCCCUGCUGCCAGUGAUUACCGCAGACAUUGUUGGCGUAGAAAACAUUCAAAGAGGGCUUGGCAUGGCAUACAUGACCACUGUUAUCGGCAACUUGCUGGGCACUCCCAUCAUUGGGCUAUUGUUCAACACGUUUGGCUGGACUGCAGCCAUUCAGUUUGCAGGUUCAAUGUCAGUCAUAUCCGCCUUGUUCAUGCUUGUACUUCGAAUGAUCAUGUCUAGAGGCAAAAUCUUCCUCAAAGUCUAG